Molecule: messenger RNA, 795 nt
Organism: Plasmodium inui San Antonio 1
Lineage: Eukaryota; Apicomplexa; Aconoidasida; Haemosporida; Plasmodiidae
Exons: 3
Coding region: 1-795 (264 amino acids)
Source: RefSeq, a predicted model, not a curated record
AUGGAUGUAUUAUGUCACAAGUGGAAUGAAAAAAUGAAAAAUUUACACUUUAAAAUAAAGAAACUACGUAACGAUAUAGACGAUUUUAAGAGGAUUACCAUUAAUACGUGCAUUCAAAGAAACAAAAAGGUGUCCUUUUCAAAAAUGAACAACAACAUACGAAGAAGAGAACUUAUAAGCAUGAACAAUUACGAGAUGAAGCCUAAUUUCGGCAAGGUAAAUAACUGCACUUAUGUAUUACGCGAUGACAAAUGUAGUAAGAUAGGCAAUGUGCCUUUGCCCCUCUCGAAGAACGCGUCUAAUAAGGUCAUCAAAACGAAUGACGCCAAAGCACUGGACAAUAAAAUUUCCCUGAAAUUUAGCUCAAGAAAUAAGAGAAAAAAUGAAAAGCUGAUCAGAAUGACUGACAGGAAGUGGAUAAACGCGACGAAGCAUAUGAAAGUCGAGAAAGAAAAUGACAUCGGAAUGGAGAAAAUUUUCGAAAAAAAAAAGAGCGCGAAGAACAGGAGGUUGUACUUGGAGGGGGAAAAGGGCAACAUACAGGCGUACCCAAUCUACUCCGACGUGGAAGUGGGAUUCGAAAAUAUUUCCCGCCUUGAGGAUGAAACCUUGUCAAAAGUAAAAAAGGAGAGCCAGGACGACGACGACAUAAAGACGUCAAGGCAGCUAGCCGAAUGGAGCUCAGAUAUGGUUCACAAGUAUCUUGAGGAGACCAUUGAAAAAACGAGAAUACUUUUUCAAAGUGCGGAUUUGAAAAGUCGACAGGAGGAAAUGCUCAGGAGGAUGAAUUCUUAG